Messenger RNA from Mesorhabditis belari, 294 nucleotides. Lineage: Eukaryota; Metazoa; Nematoda; Chromadorea; Rhabditida; Rhabditidae. The record is from the annotation of a GenBank genome assembly.
AUGUCCUUUGGAUGUGAUGUUCUGUUAGCUGUCGCUCAACCAAUAAUCAUUGCUCCACUUUUCACCGCAGUUUUGGCUGCCUCUUAUGAGUAUCCGUUUAUAUUUGUGUUGAUCGGAGCGAUCUACGCUCUUGCUGGUGUUCCUGUUGAGAAGAAUCCGCCGCGAAUGUUUCGAAUUGAAUAUGGAGGAAUCGCUUUGUCGUUGAUCAAAUAUUCUGUGAUCGACGUCGCCUUAGAACUCGAGAAAUGCAACGAUAUUUUACGACCAUGUUUCUAUUACAAGUGGGCGCUAGAC